CGACGAAGCCGCCCGGCGGCGGCGUUUCCUGGGCAAGGAGACCGGGCACGGAGGCUAUGGGCAGCCAGGAGGCGCUGGGCCAGGCGGCCCGGCUGGCCUCCUCCGGUCUGCUCCUGCAGGUGUUGUUUCGAUUGAUCACCUUCAUCUUGAAUGCAUUUAUUCUUCGCUUUCUGUCAAAGGAAAUCGUCGGCAUAGUGAAUGUAAGGCUAACACUGCUUUACUCGACCACCAUCUUCCUGGCCAGAGAGGCCUUCCGUAGAGCGUGUCUGAGUGGGGGCUCCCAGCGAGACUGGAGCCAGACCUUCAACCUCCUAUGGCUAACAGUUCCCCUGGGUGUGUUAUGGUCCAUGUUCCUGGGCUGGGUCUGGUUACGGUUCCUUGAAGUGCCUGAUCCUGAUGUCAUCCCGUACUAUGGAACUGGAGUGGUGGUGUUUGGUCUCUCAGCUGUGGUGGAACUUCUGGGAGAGCCCUUCUGGGUCUUGGCGCAAGCACACAUGUUUGUCAAGCUCAAGGUGAUUGCUGAGAGCCUGUCGGUAAUCCUCAAGAGUGUCCUGACAGCUUUUCUUGUGCUGUGGUUGCCUCACUGGGGACUGUACAUUUUCUCUUUGGCUCAGCUUUUCUAUACUGCAGUUCUGGUGCUCUGCUAUGUUAUUUAUUUCAAAAAGUUACUGAGUUCCCCAGAAUCAACCAAGCAGCAAACUCUUCCUGUCUCCAGAAUGACAGAUCUAUUACCCAAUAUUCCAAGAAGUGGAGCUUUUGUAAAUUGGGAAGAGGCUAAAUUGACCUGGAGUUUUUUCAAACAGUCUUUCUUGAAACAGAUUUUGACAGAAGGCGAGCGAUAUGUGAUGACAUUUUUGAAUGUAUUAAAUUUUGGCGAUCAGGGUGUAUAUGAUAUAGUGAAUAAUCUUGGCUCCCUUGUGGCCAGAUUAAUUUUCCAGCCAAUAGAGGAGAGCUUUUAUAUAUUCUUUGCUAAGGUGCUGGAGAGAGAAAAAGAUGCCACACUUCAGAAGCAGGAGGACAUAGCUGUUGCCGCUGCAGUUUUGGAGUCCCUGCUCAAGCUGGCUCUGCUGGCCGGCCUGACCAUCACCAUUUUUGGCUUUGCCUAUUCUAAGCUGGCUUUGGAUAUCUAUGGAGGGGCCAUGCUUAGCUCAGGAUCAGUUGCUAAGAAGUAUCUCUUUGUAUGGAUGGCCCACAGUUUGUUUAUCCUUUCUCCUGCUGAUGUCGGUCCUGUUUUGCUGCGUUCCUAUUGUCUCUAUGUCCUCCUGCUUGCUGUCAAUGGAGUAACUGAGUGCUUCACAUUCGCUGCCAUGAGCAAAGAGCAGGUCGACAGGUACAAUUUCACGAUGCUGGCUCUGUCAUCUUCAUUCCUGGUGUUAUCCUAUCUCCUGACCCAUUGGUGUGGCAGUGUGGGCUUCAUCUUGGCCAACUGCUUUAACAUGGGUAUUCGGAUCACACAGAGUCUUUGCUUCAUCCACCACUACUACCAAAAGAGCCCCUACUGGCCCCUGACCGGCCUGUACCUGUCGCCAGUCCUCUUCGGAGCAUUUGCCCUCAGUGGUGGGAUUACUGGUAUUUCAGAGGUGUUCCUCUGCUGUGAGCAGGGCUGGCCAUCCAGGCUGGCACAUGUUGCUGUGGGGAUCUUCUGUUUGGGAGUAACUCUCGGGACAGCUUUCCUCACAGAGACCAAGCUGAUCCACUUUCUUAGGACUCAGUUAGGUGUGUCCAGACGCGCUGACAAAAUGACAUGACUUCAGGGAUUCACUGACACCUGUGCCCCUGGACCAGCUGUGGGGCGGUUUUGUGGGUGGAACACACGUUCUGUGUGGAUAAGCCCCACAGAGGUGUCUGCAGUGGAGAGAGACCAACCUAGGGAGGUGAGACAUUGGAGAGAACCACCAGACCAAACACUUACCUUCCAGUUGAAGUCUCAACCAGGAAGGAGGUGUUCUAUUUUUAAAGGAAGGCCUAAAAGCUCUUUUAAAAUAGAUAAUUUUUUUUUUUCACUAUUUUGUACUAAUCAACAUUUUUCCUUUUGAUUAAUGUAUUCCUUUUGGCUGUGAUUGACCUUAAGAGCUACAUGCUCCAACAAACUAUAUCUUGGAUGUUAACAGUUAAUAAUCAUCUAGUCCAGAAAAAGAGAGAUGGCCAUUUUACCCUUCAUAGGAAUAUUUGAUUUUUUCUAUAAAAGAAGGAAGGAGACUUGGUGUGAGAUACCAAAUAAGAACAAAGGCAGUCUGGGAGUUGUGGCUUUUCUUUUGUCAGCAAUGUGGUCUGGGUUUUUAGAAAACGAGAAAUGUUACUCAAUAAGAAAUCCAAGAAAUGAAAACACGAAGUCUUUGAGAUUAUGUUUCCCAGAGUUAACUAGGGUGGAUCACGCCUGAUCUUCACAGCUGUGUCCCUGGGGCCAGCACACGCAUUCCCACAAGACCCUUGGCCUGGCCACCUGCAAGAGGGGGAUUUUGAAGGAAACUGAUCCAGUGUGAGCUGCCUUGUCUGCUGAAGGGAACACUGCUUUGCAGCUGACUGUAACUUGCUGUGUGGAGAUUGCACAGAUGACAACCAAAGUUGAAUAGAUGUAUCUUUUUUACCUCAAAAUAAAAUAGGGUAAAUUCUGUAUGGCAAGUA
Molecule: messenger RNA, 2625 nt
Organism: Pteropus alecto (black flying fox)
Lineage: Eukaryota; Metazoa; Chordata; Mammalia; Chiroptera; Pteropodidae
Gene: RFT1
Product: RFT1 homolog
Exons: 14
Coding region: 57-1748 (563 amino acids)
Biological process (GO): glycolipid translocation; dolichol-linked oligosaccharide biosynthetic process
Cellular component (GO): endoplasmic reticulum membrane
Source: RefSeq, a predicted model, not a curated record